UAGGCGGAAGAAGCAGGCUGCAUUCUUUUUUCAAAUAACUUUAUUUAUAACAGAUUCAAAGACAACAUGGGUAUGUGGUGGUAUCAUACUGUAUGUGUACCGUGUACCCUGGAUUACUGAAAUCAUACAGGUUUGUAUGCAGUUACAAAGUAAAGCUGUUCCUCCGCUGCGGGAAGAUGCCAGAGACCGGAGGAGCUCCGGAGAUGUCCCGGAAAAGAGGCGCUGAACCCGGACCGCUACCCGAGCAGGUCCCGGAGAGGAAGAAAGCGUGCUGGGGCAUUCUGACCAGCCAAGGGUCCUGGGCAGAUCGCUCCCCUCUCCAUGAAGCAGCUUCUCAGGGUCGACUGCUUGCCCUGCACACUUUACUGGCUCAGGGAUAUCAAGUCAACAUUGUCACCAUCGAUCAUGUGACCCCUCUCCAUGAAGCCUGCCUGUCAGGACAUGUGGCCUGUGUCAGAGCAUUAGUAAAUGCUGGAGCUAAUGUAAAUGCUGCUACCAUCGAUGGUGUCACUCCUCUGUACAACUGUUGUACCUCUGGGAGUGUCGGUUGUAUGGAACUGCUGCUGCAGAAUGGAGCGCACACACACACAACACACACACACUUCCCCUCGGCUCUGCAUGAAGCCUGCAAGAGAGGUAAUAGCAAAUGUGUGGAGUCCCUGCUGUCUCAUGGAGCAGAUCCAGACUAUGGAGUGUCCCACUUGGGCUCUGCUCUCUACAUGAGCUGUCUACACCGACACACAGACUGCUCAAAGAUUCUGCUGCACAGAGGAGCCAGUGUUAAUUUAGGCAGAGGAAGUGACAGUCCUCUGCAUGCCACUGUCAGACAGGACAGUGCAGAUCAGGUGUCAGUGUUACUAGACUAUGGAGCUGAUGUCAACAUCAGAGACAGUAACGAUCAGCGACCUGUGGAGCUAGCGCCUGCUGGUGGAAAAACACAACAGCUGCUACUGACAUUUGAAGUUUCUCCGAGGAGUCUCUGCCAGUUGUGUCGUCUCCAGAUCAGGAACCUGAUUGGUCGAUCCAGAUUGAAGCAGCUCCCCCUCCUUCCUCUCCCUUCCCUGCUCACUCACUAUCUGGAGUACACAUAGGAUGAUGGGAAGAGCAACUACAAUUCAGGCCCUGUUCAGACCUGGUAUUAACAUGCGUCCUCAGAGAUCGGAUCACAAGUGGACAGCUCUAAGUACAGGUGUGAACGCACUCAGGACGCAUUGAAAUUGGAUCUUUCAGACCACAUUCAGAGGUGGUCUGGGCCACAUAUGACCACAUUAUUUUAGCAGUGUGUAGUGAAUGUGUCCUGGGCUAGAUUAAGGACCGCCUACUCAACUGACGUCCUGCUGGGAUCAGUGGGUCUCUGAGCUCCUCAUGCGAACAGACGGGCAGACGCGAGCACUUGUCAGCAUGGAAACGGCCUUCAUGCUCUACUGUAUCCUGUCGGUGCAACUGUAUUUUAUUACAAUAUAUCUUAUCUAUGGGCUACAUACAGUAGGCUAUCUACAGACUAUCAGACUAGGCACAGGAAGUGCAUUAUUAUCAUAUUGUUGGAGAUGUGUCGGUGUUUUUGUUCCGGUGUUUUGCACGAAGCUGUCACCUGCCCACCAGCUCACUCUCUCUCCUCCCCGGCUCUCUGGAGCUCUGUACCCGCUGUUUCCUGGCAAAGGCAGAGGUGUCUGCAGCACGGAGGUUCCAGGGGACCACCGCUACAAUAACACUUUAACCAAAUUCACGAAUAUGUAGGAUAUUACUGCUGAUAUUCAUGUAAUAUUUCGUCACAACGUCUGCUGUAUUAGCCAUGUGUUUAUUACAUGAUUAUUUGCACAUAGAGCGGGGAAGUGAGAUCAGAUCACAAGUGGUCACUCAAGACGCAUGCGGGGACGCAUUCUAAUACCAGGUCUGAACAGGGCUUCAGAUGCCAUUUCUUUAACAUUUUAAAUAAGGAUGUGCCAACCUUCUUAUUAACCACAUUAUGUGUUAACACAUGACAAUGUUUUAAACCGUAUGGUUGAGUUUGGCUAUACAACGUCAUUACUUCAAAAUACACUGAAGACUUACUCUGAUUCAUGCUGCACUCUGGUACACAGUCCACUGCCUUUGUGUUGCCAUUACAGACACAAUCACUGUUUAUUUUGAUUUUUUUAUUCAAUAGGACUCACAUUUGUCUGACUGAUAGUGACAGCUGAUUCAGACUCUUUUGUCUCUAUAUGUUGGUUUAACACAAUAUGUCAUUUUGUAAAUAUUGAAAUAAAUGUUCCACUGACAAGCAUGGUGUCUGUAUGUACUGUGUAUGUAAAUACCAAUAAAUGAUCCGUGACAUGG
This is a messenger RNA of Sebastes umbrosus (honeycomb rockfish), 2316 nucleotides long. It is a transcript of the gene asb5b, whose product is annotated as ankyrin repeat and SOCS box containing 5b. Bases 93 to 1091 code for a protein of 332 amino acids. Gene Ontology annotation, biological process: protein ubiquitination; positive regulation of protein catabolic process; intracellular signal transduction. The transcript has 8 exons. Gene Ontology annotation, molecular function: protein binding. The record is from RefSeq and is a predicted model, not a curated record. Lineage: Eukaryota; Metazoa; Chordata; Actinopteri; Perciformes; Sebastidae.